Molecule: messenger RNA, 1140 nt
Organism: Aureobasidium melanogenum CBS 110374
Lineage: Eukaryota; Fungi; Ascomycota; Dothideomycetes; Dothideales; Saccotheciaceae
Exons: 4
Source: RefSeq, a predicted model, not a curated record
UCCAAUGUUACCAGAAUCUCGAGAGCGAUCAAGCCCGAGGACAGCGAGCAUCACGCCCAGAUUGUUUACUAUCAGGCAGGAAUUGGAACUGGACUUGGCCUUCGUGAUCGAUUGCUGGGAGGUGGAACUGGCUUGGGCCUCUCUGAGCAUAUAAGAGAAGCAUACUACUUCCUUGCGAAUAACUACUCGCCUGGUGACUCGAUAUUCUUGAUUGGAUUUUCCCGCGGCAGCUUCACGGCAAGAAGUGUGGGUGGACUGAUUGGAAACCUCGGUUUGCUGAAUAAGACAGGCCUGCCCUUCUUUUACGAGAUAUUCCUCGAUUGGGAGAACGCCGGCAACCCGGACUCGAAAGGAUCUUCUUUCUGGGAACACUAUCAGGACCCACUGAAUCCAGACAGAAAGAGCAUGCCCCAAACCCCGUCAAACGAUCCAGCAAGGGUGUACGAAUACCUGAAUGAGUACCGUGCCAAGAACGAGCUACGAGACGUACCAAUCAGGGCGAUUGGUGUCUGGGAAACAGUUGGAGCCCUUGGAAUACCAGUCAAUCCGUGGUUCCAGAAACACUUUGGGCUACCUGGAUUCUUGCACGAAUACAAAUGGCUCGACACAAAGCUCUCUGACAACGUAGAAAAUGCGUUCCAAGCUUUGGCAUUAGAUGAGCAUCGAGCGCCUUUUUCACCCGCCGUUUGGGAGAAGCCUGAGGGUAGUCAUACAUAUUUAAAGCAGACCUGGUUCCCAGGAGCGCACUCGAACGUUGGUGGUUCGUACGAUGAUACAGCUACAGCAGAUAUAUCGUUAGCGUGGAUGAUGGAUCAGCUCUCUGGAGAAUCACAGGACUCUACCGAUACGCCGCUGGAAAAGAAGGAUUGGAUCGAGUUCUACGACGACUACCUGGACACGCAACAAGCGCUGAACAAGGUCUGGUACGAGAGGAACCCACCGGUACGAGGUUGGUCCCUGGGCACGAUUUACAACUCCUUCACCUUUCCACAGAGUCUAGCAGGGCCAUUGAUACGGACACCUGGUCGGUACAGAGUAACAAAUCCUUUGACAGGCAUGCAGAAGCAUGGCGGGGUACUCAUGAGAGAUACGCAUGAAUUCAUCCAUGCUUCGGUUAGAGCGCGUAUGGAUCUCGGAGGG